AUGGGAGAUUAUGAAAAUGUUAAGUAUCAUCCAGAUGUUUACAAAGGAAACAACUAUGUUAUUCAAUUCAAUCAAAUUAAUGAAGCUUAUAAUGUUGUGAUGAGCUACUUGAGGGGAGAAGAGACGAACAUGAUUGGUGAUCAAUGUGAGUCUUCGUACGAUUACAACGAUGCAGAUGAACUGAUGAGAGGAAUGUGUGAUCCAGAUUGGGACAUGUGGGAAGAAUGGAUGGGACGGGAAGUUGCUGGAAUUCGUGAUUACUCUUCUCACAUCAACCCUUACAUCUAAUCUCA
This is a messenger RNA of Macadamia integrifolia, 293 nucleotides long. RefSeq names its product chaperone protein dnaJ 8, chloroplastic-like. Bases 1 to 288 code for a protein of 95 amino acids. Lineage: Eukaryota; Viridiplantae; Streptophyta; Magnoliopsida; Proteales; Proteaceae. The transcript is spliced from 3 exons. The record is from RefSeq and is a predicted model, not a curated record.